UGACUACUUAAAGAAUCCCUGGUGCGGUGGUGUCCCGAAGUUUAGGUCAUAAUGGAACGCAGGAAUUCUGUGGUGAAUUUCUCUUCUGAUGCCGCUAAGCUCCCUCUCUCGGUGCUGCUUCAAGCUCAGAAGGACCUUGUGGACUAUCGUGGUCUUGGGAUCGGUGUCCUGGAGCUACAUCCUGGAUCGCCAGAGUUCACCGAAAUUCUGGACGCGACCAAAUCCAGUUUGAAAGAGCUGCUGAAGGUCCCAGAAAACUACAAAAUACUGUUCUUGCAAUGUGGUGCGAGUGGCCAGUUUAGUGCGAUUCCUUUCAAUUUCAUCAGCCUCAAGGAAGGCAGAUGUGCAGAGUUUGUUGUCACCGGGCCUUGGUCUGCGGAGGCAGCGGAGGAAGCCAGGAAGCUGGGGAAAGUGAAAAUUGUCCACCCUGGGCAGAAUGCUUGUACAACAAUCCCUGAUCCAAGCAAGUGGGAUCUCAGUCCUGACUCCUCCUAUCUCUAUUAUUGUGCUGAUGAUUCCAUCAGUGGUGUGGAAUUCCACUUUAUUCCAGACUCCAAGGAAACUGUUCUGAUCUCUGAUAUGUCCUCCAACUUCCUUCUCAAGCCCUUGGAUGUUUCCCGGUUUGGUGUGAUUUUUGCCACUGCCCGACAAAGUCUCGGUUGUGCAGGAGUGACAGUGGUAUUCGUGAGAGAAGACCUCCUAGAUUCGACACUCAGUGGAUGUCCAAUUGUGCUUGACUAUAAACUACAAGCGGGAAUCUUUCCUAAUACUCCUCCAUGUUACAGUAUCUAUAUCCUGCAGUUGGUCUUGGAUUGGAUAAAAAGCAAUGGAGGUUCUGAUGCGAUGGAACGAAGAAGUAUCGCUAAAUCAAAAUUGCUUUAUGAUGUGAUUGAGGGUGCCGCUGAAUUCUAUGUAUGCCCUGUUAAUGUGAAGUGUAGAAGCAGAAUGAAUGUAGUAUUCCGGGUUGGUGGCCCCAAAGGAAAUAACAUCCUUGAACAGACGUUCCUUGACAAAGCAGCUGAAGUUGGCAUGACUUCACUGGAGGGUGACAGAUCUGUUGGUGGGAUCUGUGCCUCACUCCACAAUGUGACACUUGAAGAAACACAAAAGUUGGCAGAAUUCAUGACAUCUUUCAAGCAAAAGGAACACCGGGGUAAUGACUUGCCAUAAGGAAAAGCCUAUUGUAGGUUCUGUGCAGCAUUAAUACAAUCUUUGUCUUUAUAUUAGUGAUGGCUUGCAGUGCUAAUCUAAUCUUGAAGUAAAUUUGCUUCAUGUAGAACACAUUUGCCUCUUUGAAUAUAAUCUUUGAACGGUUAAGUAAUUGAAACACUAGCUGCUUUUUUUUUUUAAAGCUAGGAUCUAUUUUUGUUGGUGCCAAUAAGGAUUGAUCCAAACCUGCGGCCAAAUGCGUACACAAUUCAGAAUUCAACUCUAAUGUCCUGAGGGAGUGCUGCAUUUAUCAGAGCUGAUUUGCCAUUCUAAUUGGAAGUCAUUUUGCCAGUACACAAAUGCGAUGGUACAAAGGCUUGGUUUUGGAGUAUGUUUUAAGUGCUAGUCCAAGUAUUUUGCACAAUAACCAGUUCCCAAAGUUCAGGUGCACAAAACUUUCACUUCCAGUAACAAUGAACCUCAGCUGUGGGUUUACUGGUCAGUUUGGAUAGUCUUGGUUUAAGGAUGACCUGAUUCUAUCCAAGGUACUGUGAACUUCAUGAUCAAGAUAGUAAAUCUAUCACUGACUGAAGUGAUAGUGAGCCAGAGCCCUCAGUUCAAUGUUGUGCACAAACUUUCACCUUUCUCUAUUUCCCUUUUUCCCCAAAAAACAUCUGGAUUUUAGAAAUAGCCCAUGGGUAUCAUGAUAAAAUAUUUUAAACUUAAUAUUCCUUGUUGAGAUAUUAAGAUAACAAUGUGUAUGAAUUCUGUCAAUAACAAUCUCUCAAAGAAAAUAACUUUCAUUGAAGCUAAGCUGUGUCUUGCAAGCUAACUGAAAUCACUCACCUGAAAGUAUUGCAACUAGUCCUAUCACUAGUAUCCAUUCUUUAGCCACAAUGGAGUCACCAUAUCACAGCUCCUACUGCCCCUUAAACAUCAGGAAAAUAGAUUGUGUCCAGGUCAGGGGAAGGGGUAGGGGUUUUGUGAAAUGACUAAAGAUUAGCUUUAUUUGUCACAUGUGCAUCAAAACAUUAUGAAAUGUUUGUGUCAAGCCGGAGAUAUGCUGGGGGGUAACCUGCAAGUAUUAUGCUUCUGGCCUCAAUCUAUAAUGCCCAUGACUUGCUAACCCUAACCUGUACAUCUUUGGAAUGUGUGAGGAAACCAGUAAUGCCUAAGCUCCUUACGGGCAGCAGUGGGCAUUGAACUCUGAUCAAAGAUCACCGACAUUAUAAUGCAUGGUGCAAGCACUGUGCCAUAGCAAGUAGCACAAUCUUUCAAAGUAAAAUUCCUACAUUUUGAAAACUCCGGUGGCAUUGUGGAGGUUGAGAAACAGCCUCUUCCUCCAGGCUAUGAGACUUCUGAGCUCCCUGCCACCACAAGUAGAAUUUGAAGCACAAGUAGAUUUAUGCUGGGUUUUUUUAAGCUUGUGUUGUAAAUACCUCUUUGUUAAUUUAUUUGUGGUAAUACUUCAUGUAAGGUAUAGGUACUGUGGUGUGCACCUUGGUCUGGAGGAACAGACUUUCAGUUGGUGGUAUCUGUGUGCACAGUUGAAUGAGUUCUGGUAUCUUGCUGCAAUAAAAGUUGGGUUAUAUUUCAACUCAUUGUAAAAGUUUUACAUUGACUCAAGAGUUGUUUUAGAUUCCUGGAAUUGCAGCUGUUUCAUAAUCUUCCGGAUUCUAAUAUUUGCUUAUCAAAAGAAAAAUAAAUGUAGUGGGUAUGGCCCAGUCCCAACUACCGGGCUGUAAAGCAUGUGCUACCAGCCCCUGAAGAAACCAUAUGAGUUGGCUGCACCUUUCCUCAUUCCCUGUCACACACUGUUGAACUUGAACAUAGGGUUGCCAACUACCCUGUAUUUGCUGAGACAUCCCGUAUAUUGGGCUAAAUUGGCUUGUCCCGUAUUUCCCCUGCUAAGGUAGAGCGUUCCUAUGAAACCUUUGGUGCCAAAAUGGCGUGAAGCAAAGAAGCAAUUACCAUUAAUUUAUAUGGGGAAAAUUUUUGAGUGUUCCCAAACCCAAACAAAAACUACCCAAUCAUACCAAAUAACACGUAAAACCAAAAAUAAUACUAACAUAUAGUAAAAGCAAUGGUACAAUAAACACACAGCCUAUGUAAAGUAGAAAUAAUGUAUGUACAGUAUAGUUGGGAAGAUGAAGGCAAAACCGAUUUGUGGGGGGGAAAUCGGCAUGUACGUGCGUGCGCACAUCACAUACGCACAUCACGCAUGCGCACACAGGUGCCCGUGCAAGGCUUCAGGGUCAUGAUAGUCUUUCCUGGGGUAAAGUGUCCUGGGAUUUGACUGCUACUUUUGUCCCUUAUUUGGGAGUGAGAAAGUUUGCAACCCUAACUGUAAAAGACAUGUUGAGGUGAGUUUAACCCUACUUGAACACCACCCCACCUGCCCCCACCCCAGGUCGGCUGCUCCGUAAGAAUAUUCUCAAUAUUAAACCGGCCUGCGGUGCAAAAAAGGUUGGGGACCCGUGCAUUACGGCUAAAGCCCUCCCCAUCAUUGAGCACUUCUAAAUGAAAUGCUGUCGUGGGAAAACAGCAUCCAAAGAUAAUACCAUCAGAAAGGUAGCAGGAGCCUCAGAGCUCACACCACCAGGUCUAGGAACAGUUAUUACCCCUCAACCGUCAAAGGGAGUAACUUCACUUGCCCUGUCACUGAAAUAUUCCAUCAACCAAUGGACUUGCAUUGAAAAAUUCACAACCAAUGGACUAGUGUUCUUGAUAUUUAUUCCUUGUGUAUUAUUACUGUUAUUUUGUAUUUGCAGUUUCUUGCCUUUUGCACACCAGUUGAAUGCCAAAGUUGGUGCAGUCUGUCACUGAUUCUGUUAUGGUUAUUAUUCUAAGGAUUUAUUGAGUAUGCCCACAAGAAAAUGAA
This is a messenger RNA of Mobula hypostoma (lesser devil ray), 4030 nucleotides long. RefSeq names its product phosphoserine aminotransferase-like. Gene Ontology annotation, molecular function: pyridoxal phosphate binding; O-phospho-L-serine:2-oxoglutarate transaminase activity. The record is from RefSeq and is a predicted model, not a curated record. The coding region runs from base 52 to 1170 and encodes 372 amino acids. Lineage: Eukaryota; Metazoa; Chordata; Chondrichthyes; Myliobatiformes; Myliobatidae. The transcript has 9 exons. Gene Ontology annotation, biological process: L-serine biosynthetic process. Gene Ontology annotation, cellular component: cytoplasm.